Penicillium brasilianum is the source of this 2008-nucleotide messenger RNA. Lineage: Eukaryota; Fungi; Ascomycota; Eurotiomycetes; Eurotiales; Aspergillaceae. The record is from the annotation of a GenBank genome assembly.
CCUUAACAAUCUGUCAGCAAGGCCGGUCCAGUCUCCCCGCUGGAAACCGUAUUACUGAGCCUAGUUAGUUCACUGCGUAUACUCAAAAUAAUCAUGGCUCGGGCAUUGGCCCAAAUGACGUCUAUUCGUGGCAACGGAGUCCCGAACCCCCGACACCUCCGCUUUUCGGGCUCGAGCUCUGGACUGUACACGAGCACCAGCUUGCUUGAACUGUUUCCCGUUGGAUCCUAUCGUUUGACCGAGCCUGUCUGGCAAAGUUACUGGUAGGUAACACCGUCCGGUCUGGCCACCUCGCUAGGUACAGUAACGAGAUACGAGUUGGAGACGUGUCAUGCGACCAUACUAUAAAAGGGUCAUAUUUCCCCGGACAACAACCCCCCGCAACAUCGGCUUCGAAACACCGACUGCGAAUAAGCUUCUUUAUCGUACGAUUGUUCGCCUUCCUGGUUCCUUGCCGGGCGUGCGUGCUUUUGCGACAAAUACCCUUCCGCCACAAAGAUCUGUCGGGUGUACAGUGACCCUGCCCAGGAGCUUAGACGCCGCUUCUAGGACUCGAUUCGCGCAACGCAAUUCCGCAUAUCUGUCUACAAUGGCGACUGCGCGCAAGAUCCAGCUCUCAGCCCAGACGGAUACGGGUAUCUUUAGCUCGGGUGUGAGAGAGGAUACCGCGCGGGCGGCGAGUGAGGCUUUGCAGACGGACAUGGAGAGUCAUCAUGUUUUCUUCAACGAUGAUGGUUUCCACAACCACAUCCCGCAUUCCCUUCUCAGCAUCUACGCUCUCGGCGGAUCGCCCGAGGAUAUCCGCGCAGCUUAUGAGAGGAAUACAUCCUACCAGCGCAAGGUUGUACCCGCCGUUGUCGAGGUGAUCGAAGAAAUGAACAAGACCGGAGACUUCAAAGAGUAUCUUGGGAAGGAGAAGCAUUAUCCGAAUUUCUUGUCGUUCUUCCAGCGCCAGAUCGACGAAAAAGGUGUUGGUGCGGUACUCAAUGAGUAUCUUUUUGCCGAGACUGAGCAGGCGGAGAAUAUGCUAUGCCGAUUGUGGGGAGGUCUCGUUCAUCCACUGAUUCAUCUCGGCUUCGGGCUUGAGUUCAAUCAACCUGCCAUUGUGGCACAGGCCCUCGCACAGGCUGCGGUUCAUGAAGACCGUCUUGGUCGUGAUUUGUUCCUACCUGCGGAGAAGCUGGCUGGCGGGAUCGGAAAGCCCGGGAAAAAGUCGCUGAGACAGCUUUUGGAAGAAAUUCGCAAGGACGAAACCUUGUCUCGCUCAGUCAAGAACACCGACGUGAACAAGAUCCGAGACGGAGUGAUGCACCGUGCUCCGCAGGAAAUGCGCCAGUAUGCUGCGCAGUACACGGUGUCCGAAGACCAGGUAGAGGAGAGACUGGCAGAUAUGAUCAACAACGUUGUUUACUACACCAGUGCCGCCCAGCGACCUAACAAGGCAGUGAAACUGGACUUUUUCUUCAUUCACUGCGUCAAUUCGUCCAUUUUCUUCUCGAAGCUCGCACAUAUCCCAGAGCUGAGCCAGCGAACUAGACUGCGUCUCCUGGAAUGGAAAGGUCGCAUGGACCUACUGAUGUACGUGUCGCGCGGUUGCCCCAAGCUUCUCCGGGAUGAAAUCACAAACUAUCCCGUGAAAAAUGACUGGUCGACUCUCUUUGCCCGCGCCGCAUCCCAUCCUGUGGAUGACGGGCAUUUGGCCAAGUUUGUGCGCGCAGCGGCACACGGGGAGAAGGCGUGCAAACCAUUCGAAAGCCAAGGACCACAGGCUAUGCCCGUAUCUGGCAAUAUGUGGUUGCAAAUCGGAAAUUUGGCCAUCGACUCCACUGUUGGGGAUGAAGAUGGCGCGAUGUGGAUCCGCUCCACUGGUUUCGAUGAGGCAUGGCAGCAUGUCCCCGGACGCGCCCGGCUGUGACGAUGAUGGAUUCCAGGCUGUGAGAGGAUAUGCCUGGUAAUUGAUACUACUCGAAUGUAUACAGCCCAGUGUAUGUGAAUUUGACGGCCGUAA